Magallana angulata is the source of this 1156-nucleotide messenger RNA. RefSeq lists its product as uncharacterized. The record is from RefSeq and is a predicted model, not a curated record. Bases 151 to 786 code for a protein of 211 amino acids. NCBI's taxonomy places the organism in Eukaryota, Metazoa, Mollusca, Bivalvia, Ostreida, Ostreidae. The transcript is spliced from 3 exons.
UUCAUGUUUAAAGCAUAUAAAGCAUUAACCCUUCUACAGGUAUAGCGUGUAGCGGGACAGUAGAGAAGCGACUUACAAGGGAUUUUAAUUACUCUAGUUCAUUACCUGAGAUUUCUAAACACCGUGAACAGUGUACAACAGUGAUUAGCAAUGGAGAGCAAGAACAACCUAUCUGUGCCAGACGAUCACUACUCGGCAGCAAUUGACUUUUCCAAUGCAUGCAGGGAGUUCUAUAUCAAUCGAGUCAGAGCGACGGAGAGUUUCAAGGAACAGAUGAAAGAAGAAGAAAAAUCCAAAGAACAAAAACCAGUGCAGAGAAAGCGAUCAUCCAUUGAUAUUGCAAUGGAAACACUGAGGAAAGAAAUGGCUUCUUUAAUGGACCAAGACCUGUGCUUGAUGAAACAGUUGCUGACCCUAAAUGAAACAAUUGAAGACAUCAAAACGAGGCGCUGGUACAGUGACAGCCAAAACUCGCUGAAGGCUAGCUCGGUAGACCUCGGGGGCAGUGAGGAUUCCCUCUCAGAAACAGACAUGUACGCCCCUGACGAGGGGGUGCUGGACAGAAAAGAACCGACCUUCCGUGUACCCAAAAUCCGCAUCGAAUCUGUAGAAUCUGUGAAAUCUAACUUAUCGGACAAAAGUGUGCAAAAUUCAAAAUUCGUUGACACUCAUAUGAUGGUGAAUGGAAAAUCUGUGCACGUUGUCCAUGGCGCGCAGAGUUCUGUGGAUUCUGGAUUCGGUGAUUGUGACUCUAUGUACCAGAAAGACAUUGAAGUGACCCUCUAAUUGUACACCGUGUGAUUAGGCCCUAGCUGUCCGACCCAGACACAUUAUAACCACUGUUAUGUCACGCACUCAUAAUCCAUAUGACAGUCGUUAAUCCCUCGGCUCAGAGUAUUUCAGUUCACAAGCGACCGACACAAUCCUUUACAGUAUUAUAUUCUAAAAUGGGAGCAUGCGGUCACCUUGUCGACUAUUUGGAUGAAGAUUUGAGAACAAGUGCAGCAGUGAAAAAAAACUUGUCCGUUGUGAACUGAGAAUAUCUAAGCAAUGAGUGAUUCAUCAAUAUUCAUGAUGUCUGAACAGUAUUACCUAUUCUAGUCAAUUUCUCAUUCAUGCCAAAAGUGAAUUCUUAAUAAACCACGUAAUAAUAUGA